UGGUUCUUCAAAAAAACACGCUCCACGCCCUCGAGUCAUACGCUCUAAAGUCUAAAUCCACAUUCCACGCCCUCGACGGGAGCAAACGAGAUCGUAUUCUCAAUACACUAAGCAUCGAGCUAGCGCUGCAAAUUCCGUCUUGUUCAAUUUCUUCACGCGAGACCGCAGACCGUACGGGCCUGCACAAGUUUUUGCCCUAUGCUAUAAAUCCACGUCCUACACCCUUGAUGGGAGCAGAAGAGAUAGUAGUUUUCUCAAUACACUGAAAAAGCAUCGACCUAGCGCUGCAAAAUCCGUCUAGUUCAAUUUCAUGGAUAACCCAAAGUUGCAAAAACUUCCUGUCAUCAACUUCGGCAAGGAGAAUUUGCAGCAUGGCACAAAUGGCUGGUCCUUCGCACGCAACGAAGUCCGCCACGCUCUUGAAGAGUGCGGUUGCUUUCUUGCUGUGUAUGAUGCAGUUUCUUUCAAGUUGAGGGAUUCAGUAUUUUCUGCGCUAGAAAAACUGUUCGAUCUUCCCGCGGAAACAAAAAAGAAGAACACUUCUGAUAGGGGUUUAUUUGGUUAUUUUAGCAUUGACGGUGACUCAUCUAAUCAUGAGAGCAUGGGAAUCGAAAAUUCAACCGACAUAGAAGAAGUCAAGAAAUUAUCUAAGCUCGUGUGGCCCCGAGGAAAUGAUGACAAUUUCAGUGGGAUUAUCCAUGAAUGUGCAAAUCUGAUGUCGGAGUUGGAAGAAGUGGUGAUUAGAAUGGUUUACGAAAGCUACGGGGUAGAGAAGCUGAAGUGUGAUUCUCACCUAGAUUCAAACAUGCACUUGCUUCGGUUCAACAGAUAUAUAUCGCAUGGAGUUGACGAGAAAACCGUCAGUUCUAAUGCUCAUACUGAUAAGACCUUCAUCACAAUUCUUACUGAGAGUCGAGAAAAUGGAUUGGAGGUAAAAUUGAAGGAUGGGCAAUGGGUCCCUGUUGAUUUCUUGCCUUCAUCAUUUGUUGUUAUGGCAGGAGAAGCAGCAAUGGUAAGGCCUGGAGCAACAGCAGAAUACAACCUUGUUUUCAUCGAGUUUUAACGAACGCGAAUGCAAAAAGAUUAUCAUUGGGGUUGUUCUCUUUCAAUAAGGGGGUCAUACACAUCCCUCAGGAGUUGAUUGAUGAUGAACAUCCACAGCGCUUUAAGUCAUUUGAUAACCUGGGAUUGCUCGAUUUCUUUCUCGAAGAAAAGCGAAUGGGCCUGCCAACUGAUUCUACCACCAAGAAAUAUUGUGGUCUUUGACUUUUGAAAUCUUUCUCAAAAUGUCACACACACACACACACACACACACAUAUACUAGUGAGAUGGCCUGCACUAUGCACGGGGGGACUAAUAUUUUCCGUGUUAAUCGUGUUUUAUUGUGUGGAUUUAUUAGUAUAAAUCUCUGUUAUUAUCCAAUGCAUGCACAUCAUUAGGGAAUUGUCGUUUUAUUAAAGGUUAACAAUUA
Molecule: messenger RNA, 1471 nt
Organism: Coffea arabica (coffee)
Lineage: Eukaryota; Viridiplantae; Streptophyta; Magnoliopsida; Gentianales; Rubiaceae
Source: RefSeq, a predicted model, not a curated record